AGGGAAUUUCCCGUUUGCGAGGGAAAAUAGAAAAAGCGUUUUAGGAAAGAACAGACGGCACUGUUCCCAAAGUGUAAGAUCUUUUCUGGCAGUUGGUCGGCGAGCGAAUGUGAAUUCCAGAUCCUGAUUGCAGGUUCAUCCAUGGAUCCUUCCUCCUCCUACUCUUUCCCAAAGCGAAGCCGUUCGGAGUACGAAAAUUUGGAUAGAUUUAUACCCAAUCGUGCGGCGAUGGAUUUUGAUUUCGCUCGUAGUAUGCUCUCCGGGAGAAAACUUAAAAGUGAAAGCACUCCAUCUUGCUCUUCAUCCAAUGUUGCUUACAGAAAGCUACUCGCUGAUGCAUUUAAUAUGAACGGGAGAAGAAUUCUUGCUUUUAAGAAUAAGCCAGAGCCUUCAGUUCGGAUUCUUGAAGAACAUUUGUCUCCUGUUACCCAGCCAAAGUCAGCGAGGAGGAAGAUUCCCCGAUCUUUUGAGAAAGCAUUGGAUGCGCCUGAUAUUGUAGAUGACUUUUAUCUAAAUAUAUUGGACUGGAGCAUUCGCAAUGUCAUUGCCAUUGCUCUUGGGAAUUCCGUAUAUCUUUUGGAUGCUUCUACUGGAUCUGUAACUGAGUUUGUUACAUUCGAUAAUGACUUUGGACCUGUAACAAGUGUCAGAUGGUCACUAGACGGGAAACAUCUUGCUGUGGGGUUAAACAAUUCAGUUAUACAAUUGCGGGACUCUGAGUCCAGUGGGUUGCUGAGGAUUCUCCAAGAAGGACACAGAACAAGAGUUGGUUCUCUUGAUUGGAAUGAUCAGAUUUUGACAUCUGGAGGAAAAGAUGGUAUGAUUAUAAACAAUGAUGUCAGAAUUAGGUCUCACAUUGUUGGAUCUUACAGAGGGCAUAGUAGGGAGGUUUGUGGGUUGAAAUGGUCUGAAUCCGGAAAGUACUUAGCUAGUGGAGGUAAUGACAAUUUGGUUCACAUUUGGAGCGUUUCAAGGGCUACUUCUUCUUUGUCUUCUGGUGCUUCAAAUCAGUGGGUUCACCGCUUUCAAGACCAUACGGCAGCAGUCAAAGCUCUUGCCUGGUCCCCAUUCCAAAGUUAUCUUUUAGCGUCUGGUGGUGGAAUUGGUGAUCACUCGAUCAAGUUCUGGAAUUCCUUGACUGGCGCCUGUGUAAGCUCUGUCACUUCUGGUUCGCAGGUCUGUUCAUUACUGUGGAACAGACACGAGCAUGAGCUCUUAAGCUCUCAUGGUAUGAAUGACAAUCAGCUGACACUUUGGAAUUAUCCUUCCAUGGUCAAGAUAUCAGAGCUUCAGGGUCAUACCGCAAGAGUGCUCUGUACAGCUCAGAGUCCAGAUGGAUGCUCGGUUGCUACUGCAUCUGCAGAUGAAACUCUCAGAAUUUGGAAUGUGUUUGGAGAUCCUCGAGUUGCAGGCAAGCUGUCUUCACAAGUAACAAAAAGAGAGCCAUUUGCUGAAUUUGCCCGCAUCAGAUAGUUUUAAUUGUCAAACAAGUAUAUAAAUUAGGUAAUCAGGUUGCUACCCUCGCUUUAGUUGUUUCAUCGCUGUGCGGAAAUCAGUCAGAGCUGACUUUUUUCACUUCGUUCACCCCACAAGUGAACGGGAAACCAUUAUUUUCUGAUGGUUGGCCUGCUAUGUUCUUGGAGUGCGCAAAUGUAUAUGGAAAAGAUUUAAGGCAUCUGUUAAUACUUAAUAGUCUUAUAAGUUUGACUGCCUCUCCUUAUCUGUUGUCUCUUUCGAUAUACUUUGAAUAUCAUGCAAAAGAAGAAUGUUUGAGAUGAUAAGGUGAAUGAUCAGCUACAGCUGAGAAGUUGCUAUGUUGGUUAUUGUCAAGAAAUUAAAUCUGGUUCAAGUUUAUGUUUAGUAGAGUUAGGUGGUUAGAUGUAUGAUUAAUUGGAUGAUGGCAUUACUGGAGGCAUGACUAGCAUGCCAUGCUCGUGCAUACAACUAGCUUGAUCAGGAAGUAAUUCUUUUAUUCCUGUAGGAGAUUACAAUGUAGUGAAAGAUUAACCUCAAUACAAUUCCUUUAUUUGUUUCACAGACUUACUAUUUGUUCUUGGUCUUUCACAAAGUUUCUUCUCUGUUUGCAAUCUAAAAAUUUGCGUGGCUCCUGUCUAUACCUACCAUCAGCAUCAGGCUGUCUGUCCAAGCUGCACUAAAUUGAUUUGGUGAAGGGGUUGUAAGUUUUAGCGCUGGCCCCCAGAAGGUAAUAAACAUAUUUCUUAACAUUUACUAUAGGAUUGCUUGCACUUACUUUGCACUUACUUUAACUCGCAUAUAAAAAUUGGCCUUUGAGACUGGCAUGUUUGUUUGCUGAUGUGUCAAAACUUUGUCCUCCAUGCAAUUCUUAUGGCUUUGUCUCUGUUUUUUUUUUUUUUCUUUUAUGGUGUGUGUGUUUCUGGUUAACUAUAGCUUUGUCUAUGUUUUAAUAAGCUACUAUAUCUUUUUUGAAAAGUUUUUCUAUAUCUACUGUUUUUGUCUUUAUCUUGGUCUAAAUGGAGUUAAGCUGAGCAUGAACUGUUGUUUUCUAAAGACUAGCAAUAUUUGAAGUGAGUGUAUUCGACUGUUGUGAGCCUCACAUGGGAUUGUGGAAGAAAUGCUGUUUUAAAAAUUAUUUGGAUUCUGUUCUUAAUAUUAAAACGGAAGGUUAGAUGAAAGUGAGUAGAUUGCAUAUUGCAACUUAGAAGAAGUACUGAAUGAUGGGAAGAGAAAUGAACUGUAGUGUAAAACCUUCCAUUUAUAAAUGUGGUUCAUCAUUUUUGUUAUGCGUUACUGAUUUUGAGCAAUGCAGAACAUUGUUACUUAAUGAUUAUACUAGUACGUAAGUGAUGGGCAAACAUAUUAUCAGAAGGGGUUUUUUUUUUCUGUUUCCAUGUACAUCCUUAUAUGUUAAGUAAAUGCAGACUUUGGAGGCAAUGGUUAUGCCAGUUUUAUAACUGUGUUUGUAUCGGGUGUUUUAUCUGCUUUCCUUCACUUUUCUAUCCCUUUGCAUUUUUAUUUGAUUGUUUUUGUGUGAUGAGGAGAUUUAGCUGAUUCUGUGGGUUAGCUUUGCUUUAUCAUCAAACAUAUAAUGUAUAAAGGGAGUUCGCCGGUAACCACGGCCUGUUUAGGUAUGGUUGGUGGUAAAUAGGUCGUACUCCACUCUCCAGUAUGCCAACAUCAGAUUCUUUUAUGCCAGGUUAGCUGACUUGGAUUGAAUUGCUAACUCUUUUCUCUUCUGGAAGUAGUGUUUACGUAGCUUUAGUAUUCGUCACUGAUAGAGAAAGAUUAAUUUUUUUUGGGUUGCUCUUUUCUCUCAUCUCAAAUGAAUAAUCACCUGAGUCUUUUAAUUACGUCACUCUCAUCAUUGUUAUUUCUUUCCCGCAGUAAGGCAGUGACCAUUGCUCCAUGUUCUUUCCUUCAGGCCAAGGUGAGUUUGGUUGAUGUUAAUAUAGCCACCUCUUUUCAAAAAAGUCCAGUCCCAAUGUUGAUUCGACUGUUUGAUUUGGUGCUCUGAGGUCUGAGCAACUUAUGGCAAUGCUUUGGUUGUUCAUGGUGAUUUCUAAUGAAAAUCUUGCCUUUUCUUGCUAACUGUUUGAUUCUUCGUCUGGUAUUAUAUCACGAAAUCUUUGAUAUGCUCAUCAUCAGUUCAUCCAUCAUAUUAAAAGCAAUUUUCCGAGAGAUCAGUAGUACAUAAAUGUUGGUUCUGCAUGUUUACAGUGAAGACGAGACAUGAGGUGUGAGACGUAAAGUUUAGAAGUUGUCCUGGAUGAUAGAAAUGGCAUAAGGUUUCCCUUUGUGUCAUCUUCCAAGUCCCAUUCAUUGGUUUGAACUCCUUUGCCAGUUCCAGUGACAUGAAAAGGCUAUCCAAUAACAAACAUUGGGUGACAAAAAUACGAAAGCUUGAGAGUUUCUUUUUAACAAAGCACCAGUACUCACCUAAAAGUUCUUACAAUUAUAUGUUAUUCCAAAGCAGAGCAGAGAAUGUGAAAUGAGAAUGCAACUUCACACGUUCCAUGUUUGAUUACAACAGAUAGAAGAAUCAAGCGGAAGCAACUUCAGCGUGCAUUUCAGCCUUAAUCGCGGAGGCCAAAUGAUCAUAGGCUUCUCCCCAGGCGUCAUUCAUUUCCUGACUCCAGCUUUCCCCCAUUGCCUCUUUGAUUGUUCUUAGCAAAGCUUCUUUGACAACCUGCGUAUUUGUAAAUGCAAUGUUGCGGUUAGGAGAAAAAGUGAACACAGUGUAGCUAGUUAGUUACUCUUAACCAAAAGCAAAUUCAAUAGAAACGUGGAUCGUAUUAUUUCGAAAAGAAAAAGUACCUCAAAAUGAGGGUCGAUGAC
Oldenlandia corymbosa var. corymbosa is the source of this 4314-nucleotide messenger RNA. The record is from the annotation of a GenBank genome assembly. NCBI's taxonomy places the organism in Eukaryota, Viridiplantae, Streptophyta, Magnoliopsida, Gentianales, Rubiaceae.